AUGCAAAAUUGCACAUCCUACUCCCUUGCGCCACGUCCCACAAUGCCUCGGAUUCGCCAACGCAGACCAAACACUGACCCACCGAAAUCCGAUGCCAAACCCCUCAUAGACAUCCCAGAAGAAGAACAAUGGAGACUCAUCAAUGAAUCUGGUGUUUUACACAAAAUAAAUUCCAACCAGCGGCCGUCAGAGUCAACAGAUUCUGAAUAUUCCUUGAUGGACGAGAUUCUGGACACAAACAUGAUAAUCAUACCUUUUUGCUCUAUACUACUGCUCAUGGAUAUUUUAAUCCAUAAUCAAUAUGGUCGGCAUGCGAGCUUCAAAGAGCUAUUCGAUAGUAUGAGCUCAAGGGGACCCAUUUUAGCACUGUUCAUCUUCUACAUUCACAGGCAUAAACGAAGCAGAAGCAUCCAGCUUUUCUUGUUCAUACUGUCGUGUGCCGCUGGUACGAGAUUGAUGUAUCUUAUAGCUUUAGGGUCCUGGUUGGUCAAUAUGCGUCAGUGUCCUCCCUUGGCCACGAUCUGGAUUUAUACCGCUCUUGAGCUUGAUCUGGUUCCAACUGUCGUCAGUCUCACGGUGACAGCAUCCUUUGUCUGGUGGAAAGGUCUUCAGAGAUAUCUCUUCUCGUAAAUAUUGAUUGCUCACGCUGGCCCUGCCUCGCUCAAAUUACUAAAUCUGUGCUUCAUGAAAGAACGCACACGCUCCGAAUCCACAUAAGAGCCGCGCUGUGGAUAUCUGGCUCUCUCGUCGUUCAAAUUGGAAUCUUCCGUCUCUUAACCCUGCUUAUGAUAAAAUUCAGAUUCGGUUUGACCGAUGUGUGCUUCAACAGGUGUUGCGUCCUAAAGUUAUGAAUGAGGACUUAUCUUGUGGAACUGACGUCACAGCGGAAUGUGAAGUUCGGCAGGGCAUGAACGUCUAAAAGCGUUGUUUUCGAAACGGCGAUAAAU
Lentinula edodes (shiitake mushroom) is the source of this 947-nucleotide messenger RNA. RefSeq lists its product as uncharacterized. The record is from RefSeq and is a predicted model, not a curated record. NCBI's taxonomy places the organism in Eukaryota, Fungi, Basidiomycota, Agaricomycetes, Agaricales, Omphalotaceae. The coding region runs from base 1 to 630 and encodes 209 amino acids. The transcript has 6 exons.